Peronospora belbahrii is the source of this 1803-nucleotide messenger RNA. NCBI's taxonomy places the organism in Eukaryota, Oomycota, Peronosporomycetes, Peronosporales, Peronosporaceae. The record is from the annotation of a GenBank genome assembly.
AUGUCCAGUGCGCUGUCAUUACAGACAACACCGCUUACAAGUGCUACGCUUUCCCUUGCUGUUGAAGAGGAUUUGGAGUCACAGGCGCGCGCAUCUCUCAGUCUUUUUGGCUUUGGCUCGCAGGAUUCGAUGAACUGGAGCCCUGUUAGCACCAGUGCGGCAGCUAUGGCCGCAUCUACCAUUGAGAACCCAGGAACAGCCGGUGCAAUCAAGGUCCGCCUCAUGGAGCGCGUGUGCCCUAUUGGCACUAAUGCCUUUCUCUGGAACACGAUGAACUCGCUAGCUAACGGUGGUGAAGGAAAUGACGACCUGGCAAUUGGCACUGCAGACUCAGCGGUAGCGAACGGCAAUGGGAACAAUGACGUUAUUGGAAGUGGCUUAUUGGAAAGCGAUGCGUCGGAUCGGGAUGUCGCGUCGGCAGGAGUGGGCAAUAUGUUCGCGUCAAAAGUCUUGCAGCAAUAUCUCGUAAAGUGUGUGGCUCUUUUGCCCUCGUCGAUUGAGGAGACGGUGGAUCUACUCGUGCGUUCAGACAGACAAGAUAUGGAGCUGCCUAUGCAGCACCUCGUAGGAGCUCGCACGAGUUCAUCAGCCUUUAUCUACCGCCGCUUGAAGAAGCGUUUGCGUCGCAGCAACGGUACUAGUGGUGAAGGCGUUUCCCAGCGUAUGACGUCCCAGACAUCAACUCAAGAUUGCGACAGUGAGUCAUCGUAUUCAGACUCUGAUUUGGAAGUCGUAGACGAUGUGCAGCCUUUUACAUGUGUUAGCCAAGAAUCCACAACUGGACGCGCCCGAAGCACACGAUGUGAAUUUCCUGAUGUUGAUCGAUCAGGAAGUACUGGAGCGAGGUCGGAGCUUUAUUUGUCGUCUACAAAUAUGGAAGAUUACCGUGCAGCAAUGGCAACUUCGGGUCAUCAGGGAAACCUCAGUAUCAAAUGGGUCGUUGGUGAAAAGUCUAGCCGUAUGUUUGCUACGCGGACCACGUACUGCCUGUUGGAUUAUGAGUGCAUUCUGGUGAACGACUGGGAAGAAAAUGCGGAUCCAUCACCAAUGUUCGUGCGUACGCUGCAGUCAUGCUAUAGCUCGCACUGUCAACCGUGGCUGGACGAGGUAGGCUCUAAACCUACGGACCUUCAGCCCACAGGUUUUAUGGUUCGCCAAGCCCGCAAUCAUGAUGGAUAUGUUGAGAUUCAGUUUGUGACUUCAAUUUUGGAAAAAGCGCAGUUGCCUAUGGCAUCUCGGAGAGCAAAGCUGCGAGCAUUGUGCGCUAAAAUUGCACGACUGGAAGAGGUUCUUACUAGUCGGCGUUUAUCGCAGUCCUUGCUUGUGAAAGCACCACAUUGGGUACACAAUUCUGAACGGUUGGGAUGCCGUAUUUGCGAUGCAAAGUUUGGUUUGUCACGUCGUCGUCAUCACUGUCGUCUAUGUGGUGAAAUUUGUUGCUCAGAGUGCUGCCCUAAAAUGGACGUCGCGCUUCCUGAAGUGGGAUCUACAAGUGUACGUGUAUGCAUCGGAUGUGUACAGAAACGCAAAAAGAGUUGUGAAUUAGUAGCGUCUUCGUCUAGUGCCCCGACUAGGGUAUCUACUUUGUCACCGAUAAGAGGUGUCUGUGUAGCUACUCCACCACCAACCGGAUACGCCACGCUACGCUCGGUUUCGUCAUCGCCACCCGAGUGUUACUUAUCUUCUUCUUCAAGCUACAGCUACGCAAGCAGCUUUACCAAGGCCAGCAGCAGCUUAGGUGAGCGUAAACAUUCAUUGGCGUCGUCGGUUUUUCAAAAAAUGAAGAGUAGUUCGAUAAGCUAA